This is a messenger RNA of Echinops telfairi (small Madagascar hedgehog), 1604 nucleotides long. Its product is annotated as apolipoprotein F-like. NCBI's taxonomy places the organism in Eukaryota, Metazoa, Chordata, Mammalia, Afrosoricida, Tenrecidae. The transcript has 2 exons. Gene Ontology annotation, biological process: cholesterol metabolic process. Bases 361 to 1158 code for a protein of 265 amino acids. The record is from RefSeq and is a predicted model, not a curated record.
AGAAACUCACAGGGGGAGUUCCACCCUCUCCUACGGGGUCGUGGCAUCAACUCGACGGCAGGGAGUUUUGGGUCAUGCUUGACUCGGGUUCUCCCUGGCUUCUAGCAGGGACAUACCGGGAAGGACAGGGUCUUCAGGAUUGAGGAUGAGUGUGUUACCAGAGGACAAGGCUUGAGCAAGCAGUACAAAGAGGCAAAUAUUUGCAGAGGUUCUGUUACGCCACACCCUGAUUAUCCAGGAAAGCAAAUAUCUGCCAUCCUCACGGGCAGGCAACUGGGAAGAGCUGGACUGAGAGGCAACCAAACCUACCAGGGUGGUCUCACUUCUCAUUGACUCAACUGUGUGUGUACUCUGCCAGGUAUGGGUGGCUUCAGACCCGCCAUGAUACCAGCCGCACUGCUGCUUUGCUCCUUCCUGCUCUGCCGCGGCCAUUCCACUUCAUAUGGAACCCAGGCAAAGGCCCUGAGGCGCCUUCCCUCCCUGGGGUCCCAGCCACCCUUCUCUGAUUCCCUGCUCUGCCAGACCUUGCUCCCGAAGUCCCUGCCUGGCUUCACCCACAUGGCCCCUCUGCCCAGGUUCCUGGUAGGCCUGUCCCUCAGGAAUGCCCUCGAGAAGGCUGGUUGCCAGGCUUAUGGCUGGGCUGUGGAGCGUCAGCUCUACCGCCUGGGAGGUGUGAGAGCCACACAGCUCCUAGUCCACCACCUCCAAGGGCCCCAGAGAGGCGGAAGCGUACAGAAGGCAGAGUCCCCGGAUGCCCUGAUCUUGGCUUUGCAUCUGCUGGCUGGGGAGCAGCCAGGCUCAGAGAGAGCCCGGCGCUCUCUCCACCCGGAAGACUGUAAGCAAGAGCAAGAAGAGACUGUGCAGAGUAUCCUCCGCUGGGUGCCCAAUGUGGGUACCUACUACAACUUGGGCACAGCUUUGUACUACGCCGCUCAGAACUGCAUGGACAAGGCCAAGGAACGCAGCCAAGAAGGAGCCAUGGAUCUAGGUUAUGACCUUGUGAUGACCAUGGCUGGCCUGUCUGGGGGUCCUACAGGACUGGUGAUCAGCUCUGCACUGAAGCCUGCAGUGAAGGCUGGAGUCGAGCAGUUGAUCCAAUAUUUCUAUGAGCAAGAGACAAACACCCCUGUGCCAGAGGCUAGCCAGGAGUAUUGGUGAACACUGUCAGGCAGAAGCGGGAGUUGGCAGGGCAGGCGGGCGAGGAGAUACCCAGAGCUGGUAAAAACACUUCCAGGAUGCUGCAAGAGGCCAGCCCCACCCUCCCCGCUUCGGUGGCCUUCAAGCCCAGAUGUGAGAAGCUGGCUGUUGCAGAUAACAUUGAACAUGGUUGCUUAGCUCUGGAUCUGCAGACGACAAUGUUGCCGUGGAAAAUUCCCCAGCUACUCUCUCCCCACAGACCUGAGCUAUAAAAUUCCACCUUCCCCCUCCUCCCACAGUGCCACUUCACAGGCCCCCAGCUGGGGACCUGUGAACCCACUACUCAGGAUGCUCCUAUCCCUUUCUUUGCUCUCUCCUCCCUCCCUGGGUGGCGCAACUUCUCUGGCCCCAAUUUAGGGACCCGUGAACCUCACCAGAGAGCUCUGAAAUAAACCUUUGAAACGGUU